Molecule: messenger RNA, 549 nt
Organism: Angiostrongylus costaricensis
Lineage: Eukaryota; Metazoa; Nematoda; Chromadorea; Rhabditida; Metastrongylidae
Source: the annotation of a GenBank genome assembly
AGUGGAAGUUUGUCAUCAUUGUUCGUUCCUAGUUUGACUUACAUCGUCUUCUCAUUACUGACUUGCAGGAUGUCUUGCUCGAAUCAUCGAAUGCACACCGGACGAUGUUUGUGCAUUCAUUCGUCAUUACAGUGUUUGGAUCUGGCGAUACAGUCGCUUUUACUUAACCAUGGUUUCCUCCCGUUCCCACUAUCCCUCGUUCCUUCUACACCGCCGCCCGAUCUCGUUAAGACGUUGAAGGAGGUACUGCGUGGUGUUUUUCGCUCCAAACAUCGCCGUUCUAUACGUGAAGUGGCGAUUUGUGUUGGACCGCACCCUCAUCGCAUACGUCACUUAUAUAAGAUGCCAGUUUCUGUGUGUGAAGGUGUGGACUCGCACGAUGAACACUGUGGUUCACCAUGUUCUGAAUUGUCAGAUGUGGAGAAGCGUCGGAUUAAUCGACAGUUGUUCGCAUUUCCUCCAGAAGAACCACGUCAUACUGGACAACGAAUGUUCGUUUUCAUACGAGGUUAUGAUAGUCUACUGAGGGAAGAUAUUGAGGAAAGGUAA